AUGAAGAUUUUGCUGCUAUUAGGGGUGUGCUGGGCGACUUAUUUAAGAAAUGAGGAAAAAAUAAUCCCAGAACCUAUGCCAAUUCAAGCUGAAAAUGAUGAAUUCCCUGGGUUUGGAAAUGUCCAAUACAUAAAUCAAUUAAAAUCGAAAUUAAUAGAAGAACCAGCUGGAUCGUCAAGAAUUGAUAUAAAAAUAGAUGGAAGAAACUAUAUUAGUCCUUGGGUUUUAGAUAGAAAAUCUAAAGGGAUGGCAAAAAUGAAUAAAUUUAAAAAAAUAGAGAAAUGUUUGGAUUGUGAAGAAAGCAUUAAGAAAAACACAGAGGAUUAUAAUGAGUUGAAUUUUGAUGAAGAAAUGGAAAAAAUAAAUAAGCAAAUAGAAGAAUUAGGCUUGGGAGAAAAUCAAAUUGAUAAGAUGGAAGAAAAUAUCGAUUUGGAUAUUAUGUAUACAAUUGAAAAACAGCUUAAAGAGAUCAAGAAGCUGCAAAUGGGUAUAGCCUAAGCACAAUUUUGGCUGGGGCUUCCCAUUCUUUAUAACAGAGAAAAGCUUAAGAAAAUUUAUAUUGGCCAUACCAUCUCCCUAAAUGACAGAACCACUUGCUGCAGGUUUUUUGCUAUUUGGGGCUUUGGUUUGCAUAACAUAAGUUGAUGAAUCAACUCCUAUUUUACCGCUGGGAAGAAAAGGAAUCUCAAGCCAAAACAGUGCUCGGGCUAUAUUGAUUAA
This is a messenger RNA of Blepharisma stoltei, 720 nucleotides long. NCBI's taxonomy places the organism in Eukaryota, Ciliophora, Heterotrichea, Heterotrichida, Blepharismidae. The record is from the annotation of a GenBank genome assembly.